Molecule: messenger RNA, 6567 nt
Organism: Symbiodinium pilosum
Lineage: Eukaryota; Dinophyceae; Suessiales; Symbiodiniaceae
Source: the annotation of a GenBank genome assembly
AUGUGGGUUCCCCUUCUACUACUGAUCCUAGGCUUCAUUGCCCUCGUCUGGAGCGCCGACCGUUUUCUGUCUGGUGCGGCUGCCUGCGCCCGCAACAUGGGUGUAUCCAAGAUGCUCAUAGGUUUGACCGUGGUGUCUGUCGGCACGUCGGCACCUGAAAUCCUGGUUGCCAUAUUCGCUGCUAUUGACGGCAAUCCAUUGCUUGCGGUGGGCAACGCCAUCGGCUCUAACAUCGCCAAUAUCGGCCUGGUCCUUGGCAUUACUGCCAUGAUUGCACCGCUACCUUUUUCCAAGCAGGUCCGACAAACCGAAUUACCAUGGUUGCUGGGCGCCACCCUGCUGGCGAUGGUGCUACUGUUCGAUCGGGAACUGUCUUUCUUCGACGGGGUAAUGUUGUUGCUGGCUCUGGCCGCCAUCCUCUGGCGACUGGUUGUCAAUCAAAACAAUCCCAACCAGGAAAUUUCUUCCUCCAUUACCGAAGAGCUCGACGAGCUACCGGACAUGACUAAUCUGCAGGCCAUCGCCUGGCUGGUGGUCGGCCUGCUGGUGCUCCUGGUGUCUGCGCAGGUGCUGGUGCAUUCUGCCACCACCAUCGCCAAGCUUCUGGGCGUCAGCGACAUGAUCAUCGGUUUAACCAUCGUUGCUGUGGGUACGAGUCUGCCGGAGCUCGCCGCGACCAUUGGUUCAGCCGUCAAAGGUCACCCUGACAUCGCUAUAGGCAACGUCGUCGGCUCAAACAUCCUUAAUAUUCUGGCGGUGCUGGCCGUCCCGGGCCUGGUCAGCGGGGCAGUAAUCGAACCUGGCGCGUUGUGGCGGGACGGCGGCAUGAUGCUCGCACUGACCGUGAUGCUGGCGCUGUUUGCUUACGGCAUCAAUUCGCGCCCUGUGAUCACUCGAUUUGAAGGCAUGGUGAUGCUUGCGGCGUGGGUCGGUAUUAUUUUUGAUGUUGAUGGCGUGCUCACCAACGGCCAGAUCACGUACAGUGACGAUGGACAUGAAUACAAAACAUUUCAUGUCCAGGACGGCGCCAGCAUCAAACUCCUGCAACAGAACAACAUCACGGUGGGGAUUAUUACCGGACGCCGUUCGCCAACCGUUGCGCGUCGCGCCAGGGAAUUAGACAUUAAAUAUCUGGUCCAGGGUGCUGACUCCAAAGCCGAGGCUGUAGAUACGCUCAUCGCACAAGGCUUUCCUGGUGCGGGCAAUGCCGCAGUGGGAGACGACAUUCAGGAUAUUGGCGUGUUUGACCACCCCAGUGUCGCCUUCGCAAUCAGCGUGCCGAACGGCCAUCCCGUCGCCCGCAGUCAAGCGCAAUGGAUCACUCAACGCAGUGGUGGCAAUGGCGUGGCAGUAGAGAUUGCCGAGACUGGCAUCACCCUCGGCGUUGUUCUGGUGCUGGGAUUAUUGUGGCAGUUAUUUGGUCAAAGCGACCAGGACCGCGCAGACGGCGCAAGCCCAGCAGAUACUCUGAUAGAGAGUGAGCCAGAUAUAUACGGUCACGGCGUUACCUUCACCCAGUUGCGAGACGAUGGCAGCCUGCAAUAUCAACUCACCGCCAGCGCCAUCCGUCAGUUCCAGGAUAACAACCUGACCAGCAUGGUCAGCCCUGCGCUGAAACUGCACAACCCGCAACAGCCACCAUGGGAUAUUCGCUCUAACCACGGUUACAUUCGAGGUGCAGAGACUGGCGGAGAAAACAAAGAAGAAGCUGUUUACCUGCGUGAAGAAGUGGUGCUGGAACAGAAUGACCCCGAGCGCGGAUUUAUCACCAUGCGCAGCGAAGCCAUGUACUUCUAUCCGGACCGGCAAUACGCUGAAACCGACCAAGGUGUUAUGAUCGAUACCCAGGUUAGACCCGCGGUGGCCAACAGGCUGUGGCAGACCGUUAUGUUAUGCGCGGGACUGCUCAUCACACCUGUCGUCUGGGGUCUGGCAUCAGACGCAGACCAGCCUAUACAUAUUGAAGGUGAUGACGCCCAGAUUGAUCAGGCUAAUGAAACCAUAACCUACAUUGGCUCGGUUGAAGUGGUGCAGGGUACCUUGCGUGUGCAGGGCGACAAAAUGGUGGUUAAAAUCAGCGGUGAUCAGGUCCAGCAAAUCACCACUGUAGGCUCCCCAGCCCGCUAUCGGCAACAGCUGGAAGACGACAAAGGCGAAGUGAACGCCCACGCAGACAGUAUCAUCUACCAUACCGCGCAAGAGCGCGUAUAUCUCAAUGGCAGCGCCACGCUCGCACAACAGGGCAACGAGCUACAGGGUGAAUCGAUACGUUACGACAUUGUUAAAGGCAAAGUUGAUGCGAGUGCCGGAGAAAACUCCGGUGGAGAAAUAGUGGGUCUCCUGGGGCCGAAUGGUGCGGGCAAAACCACCUGUUUUUAUAUGGUGGUUGGGCUCAUCAAAGCCGAUAGUGGGGGUAUAUUUCUGAACGAAACCGACCUGACCCGUGCGCCCGUUCACGAACGCGCCAAAGCAGGCAUCGGUUACCUGCCACAGGAAGCCAGCGUUUUUCGCACGCUCAGCACCACGGACAAUAUUCGCGCAAUUUUAGAACUGCGCAAAGAUCUGAAUCGCACUGAGCGCAAUACUCUGCUCGAGCAACUGCUGAAUGAAUUUAAUCUACAGGGUGUUGCGACAUCCCUGGGGCAAAGCCUGUCUGGCGGCGAGCGCCGUCGCCUGGAGAUAGCCCGAGCACUGGCCAGUGAACCCCGUUUUAUGCUGCUGGAUGAGCCCUUUGCCGGUGUAGACCCAAUCUCAGUAGGUGAUAUUAAAAAGGAAAUCAGUGAUCUUCGGCGGCGGGGUAUCGGCGUGCUGAUCACAGAUCACAACGUCAAAGAAACCCUGGAUAUCUGCGACCGCGCAUACAUCGUCCACCAGGGACAUAUCAUUGCAGACGGUGAUGCGGCCAGCAUCCUGGCCAAUCAGACGGAUUGGAUGAAACAGACACUUUCCCUGAAGCUGGGUCAGCAGCUCACCAUGACGCCACAACUGCAACAGGCUAUCCGCUUGUUGCAGCUGUCCGCGCUGGACCUGCAGCAGGAAAUCCAGAAUACGUUGGAAGAAAAUCCAAUGCUGGAGCUGUCCGAAGACGCCCAGGACGGCGGCGAAACCAACGACAAUGACCAGUCCCUGGAAUCAACCCUCGAGUCGGCAGAACAUGAGUCUCAGAUUGCAUCCGACAACGCGAUGGACACCACCGUUGGGGCGGAAAGAGAUGUCGCCGACGUCAAUCAGGAGUUUGAUGCACCCAUAGGCGAAGAGAUGCCCGUGGACUCAAGUUGGGAGGAUGUAUAUCCAACCGGCAGCAGCCUGCCGGCAAGCGAUAGCGACUAUGAUCCAAUGGCCAACCGCAGCGCAGAUCAGACGCUUACCGACCAUUUGCUCUGGCAGCUUAAUCUCACGCCGAUGGCGGCCUCAGAUCGAACCAUCGCCGCAGCAAUAAUCGAUUCCAUCGAUGCCAAUGGCAUGUUGACCACCACUACGCAAGAUCUUUGCGAGGCGUUAAACAGCCAGCGUGAAACAGACCAGGACGAGAUUGAACAUGAUGACGUGUGCGCCGUUCUAGAGCGCAUUCAGGAUUUCGACCCUGUCGGUGUUGGCGCCCGAGACCUCAAGGAGUGCCUGCUGCUGCAGCUUGCCCAGCUUCCCGCGCAGACACCCUGGCUGACCGAAGCCAAUCUGCUGAUCACCGAAUAUCUCGAUCUGCUGGGCAGCAAAGAUUUCACAACGUUAAAACGAAAGUCCCGACUGGCCGACAGUGAGCUCGCAGCAGCGAUGACCUUAAUCCGUACGUUGAAUCCACGUCCGGGUACUGCAAUUGCAGAAGAGAGCGCGGACUAUAUUGUGCCGGAUGUGGUCGUGAGAAAAUUUGAAGGUCGCUGGCUGGUAGAGUUAAACGGCGAGGCGACGCCACAAAUUCGUAUCAAUCCGGUCUAUGAAAAUCUCGCCAAGCAGGUCGCCAGCAGUAACGACAAAACCUAUAUCCGUGACAACCUGCAGGAGGCACGCUGGUUUUUGAAAAGCCUGCAAACCCGUCACGAUACUCUGCUGCGGGUCGCCAGCAAGAUUGUCGAAGUUCAGCGCGGCUUCCUCGAGUACGGUGCGGAAGCCAUGAAGCCGCUUAUUCUUGCAGAUAUCGCGGAAGCCGUUGACCUGCACGAGUCAACAAUUUCAAGGGUGACCAGCCGCAAAUACAUGUCCACGCCACGUGGCGUAUACGAGCUGAAAUAUUUCUUUUCCUCUCACGUAGGCACCAGCAGCGGCGGCGAAGUCUCCAGCACAGCCAUCCGUGCGUUGAUUGAGAAACUCACCGGCGAUGAGGACCCGAAAAAACCAUUGAGCGAUAGUAAAAUAGCGGCAAUACUGAAAGACCAGAACAUCAACGUUGCCAGAGUCAUCAUGCAGCUGAGCAUUACCGGACAUCACGUCGACCUUACCGAAUCUUUACACUCCUAUGUGGAAUCGAAAUUUGAGAAGCUCAACCGACAUAACGACCAGAUCACUCAGGUUCAUGUCGUUCUGAACGUUGAAAAACACCUGCAACAGGCGGAAGCCACCGCCCAUGUUCCCGGCGCUGAGUUGUUUGCCAAUGCGGACUCAGAAGACAUGUAUGCUGCUAUUGAUCAGCUGGUGGACAAGCUCGAUCGCCAGCUCGCAGCGGAGUUGAUCAGUGACUCAGCAGUGCCGGCGGACACUUUGUUCGACAGCCUGAUGGCACGUGAAAGACUCGGCAGCACCGGACUUGGCGAUGGUAUCGCAAUUCCACAUUGCCGCAGCGAUUGUGACACCAUGCGCGUCGGUUUUAUUUCGUUGGCUAACCCGAUCGAUUACGAAGCCGGCGAUGGUGAGGGCGUCGAUCUGCUGUUUGUACUGGUUGUGCCGGAAGACGAACAACAUGCGCAUUUGCACGCACUCGCUCAGUUGGCUGAAGUUUUUUCUAAUGCGCAGAACCGCAGCGACCUGCGUGCCUGUACAACAGAUGCUGCGUUGCUACAACAAAUGCGGACUUGCCUCGCAAAUCAGGCUAUUGAUGCAGAAGCGGAAGUCCUGGAAAGCAUUGCUGACCUUGCAGAUCUCAAUAUCGACAGCACGCAGCUGUCCAGCCAGGCAUUGCGCGAACUGGUCAGCAGCCGGGUGGUUGCCCGCAGCAGUCGCGAGCUCAGCUUGUUGUUCAGAUCAUUCGGGUUUAAAUAUGGGGUGCCCGUAGAUGCAGACAUGGUUUUUGAUCUGCGCUGUCUGCCCAACCCUCACUGGGUAGAGAACCUGCGCCCUCUGACCGGCCGGGACCCCGCGGUCGCUAACUAUCUUCAGGCGGAACCCAUGGUUACCGAGAUGUUCGAGGACAUCGCCCAAUACCUUGAUACCUGGAUUCCCAGAUUUGAAGCCAAUGCCCGAGUCUACAUGACAGUAGCGUUAGGCUGCACUGGCGGCAGCGCGCUUGAGCUGAUCGUCGAAGGUGAAGAUGAAGACGCUGCAACUGAUGGCUUGAGUAAUCUGGUGCAGGCUGGAUUCCACGAGUUGGAUGUUCGCCAGGUUUUAUGGGAACUGUUAGACGAAGAGGUACGCAAUCAGACACUGCAACAUCUGUCUGAAGAUAUGCGCGCAGAGUUUCUCGUUGAUAUGGAUACCGCCCAACUGGUGGCGGUGGCGGACGAACUCGAUACCGAUGAUUUUGCAGACAUCCUGCAGCAACUACCGCAGACCAUCACCGAUCAGGUGCUUGAAUCUCUGGACGCCAUCGACCGCGCCAGAGUUGAAGCCGUGUUGUCCUACGCAGAAGACAGCGCUGGCGGCCUGAUGAACACCGACACUAUCACGGUGCGGCCAAGACACGCGCUGGAGUUGGUGUUCCGUUAUCUGCGCAUGCGCAAAGAUCUACCCGAAGCCACCGACGCGCUUAUCGUGGUGAACUCCCGGGACGAAUACGUAGGCAUGUUACCGUUUGGCAAACUGUUAACUUCAGAUCCAACAGUCACCGUACGCGAAGUGAUGAACAGCGCAGCGACGGCGAUUGACGUCGACACCCUCGACACCGAAGUUGCGAAAAUAUUCUCCGAACAGGACUUGAUCUCAGCGCCAGUCAUAGACGCAGAAGGACGCUUGCUUGGCCGAAUAACGAUUGACGACGUGGUUGACGUCAUCAUCGAAGACGCCGAUGAGGCUGUGUUGGCCAGAGCCGGCCUGGAUAUCGAUGAAGAUACUUUUGCGCCCAUUGGUAAAUCCCUGCGGCGCCGUGCCAUCUGGCUCGGCAUCAAUCUGAUCACCGCCUUUAUCGCCGCCGCAGUCAUCAACUUGUUCGAGGAAACUAUCGUGAAGGUGGUUGCCCUUGCCGUACUCAUGCCUAUCGUGGCCAGCAUGGGCGGAAUUGCCGGCACUCAAACCCUGACACUGGUGAUUCGCGGCGAAGCCUUGGGCCACCUGAGCCGCAGCAACCUUUUAUGGCUGCUGAACAGAGAAUUUGUGGUGGCUGUAUUGAACGGUUUGUUGUGGGCAAGCCUGGUGGCCGUCACCGCUGCUGUGGCCUUUAAUGAUCUCGAGCUGGUCUGUUACCCGGCAUCUUACGUUAUUUGA